Capsicum annuum is the source of this 4340-nucleotide messenger RNA. RefSeq lists its product as uncharacterized. Gene Ontology annotation, molecular function: ATP hydrolysis activity; ATP binding; protein binding. The transcript has 27 exons. NCBI's taxonomy places the organism in Eukaryota, Viridiplantae, Streptophyta, Magnoliopsida, Solanales, Solanaceae. The coding region runs from base 318 to 4064 and encodes 1248 amino acids. The record is from RefSeq and is a predicted model, not a curated record. Gene Ontology annotation, cellular component: mitochondrial outer membrane.
CCAAAUUUAAGAGUAGGAAUUUUAUUUGGAAUUGAGAGUGAAGCCCAGGAUGGAAUUUUGAGGUUGAGAGUUGAGAGACAGGGCCGAAGCCUAUAAAACGCUGAUUCAGCCGAACAUGUUGAGCCUCUUUGCCGCAUCACUCCCUCCCUACCUGCUCCUUCUAUAAAUUCAGCAUCCGGCGGAGCUUCAUAACUGAUAACUCGCAAUCAUUCACCUCUCUCUCUCUCUCUCUCUCUCUCUACGCAUCCAUAUAUCGAUCGGCUUUUACUUGUUUAUCUCUCCUCUCUCUCUCUCUCUCUCUCUCUUUGGAUCUGAACAUGGUCGAAACCAGAAGAAGCUCCUCGUCUUCCAAGCGCCCUCUCUCUUCCCCAUCCUCUCCUCUCCCUAAUGGCAAGCGCUCCAAGGCGGCAGAGGCGGAGGCGUUGUCAUCAACUAAUGAUACCCUAGCAAAGAAAACACAGGGUGCGGUGAAUGAAUCCGGACAAGAAUCUGCUGACCAAGAGGUUCGAUCCACUGAUCUGCCUGCUGCCACUCUUUUCAAGUCCUCUGAUGCUUCUGUCCCACUUCAAUCCACAGAUAAUCAAGUUCAAGGAUCACCCAUCACUUUAGGUCAUUCUGUGAUUGAUGUGGAGAAAACCAAGUUAAAUGGGUCGUCACUGAAUAAGGUGAAAAAGCGGCAGCUGAAAUCGAAUGUUGGGGCUGCAUGGGGAAAACUUAUUUCCCAGUGCUCUCAAAAUCCUCAUUUUGUCAUGCAUUGUCCCACUUAUUCUGUUGGUCAAGGUCGUCAGUGUGACUUGUGGAUAGGAGACCCUUCUGUUAGCAAAUCUUUAUGUAAUCUGAAGCACAUUGAGCAAGAGAAAGGAGGUUUUAUCACUCUACUUGAAAUUACUGGCAAGAAAGGUGACGUGCAAGUCAAUGGUAAGGUCUACCCAAAAAAUUCUACUGUGCCUCUCAAUGAUGGUGAUGAGAUGGUUUUUGGCUCAUCUGGUGAACAUGCUUAUAUAUUCGAGAAAAUCACCUAUGACAAUACAUCUAGUUUGCCACGUUCAGUUGGCAUACUUGAAGCUCAUAGUGGAUCAGUCAAGGGAUUACAUGUUGAGGCAAGGUCAGGGGACCCUUCCACAGUAGCGGUGGCGUCAACCCUUGCAUCUUUGUCAAAUUUUCAGAAAGAGUCGUCCCUUCUCCCGUCAUCAUCUCAAAAUGGCAAGGAUAUGAAACAGGGUUCGGAACUGCCAAGACUACCAGCUGCAAAUGGAGUGGCAGACAAACAUGAUUUAGAUGCUGAAAUGAAGGAUGCUUCUGAUCAUAGUGAUUUGCCUGAUGUUUCACAGUGUGAGAAGACUGGUGUAAUAUCUCCUGACACUAGAAAUGAGAACGUGAACCUUGAUAGUGGUGCACUUGAUUCAGUCGAUGCAGAGAUAGGGAAGAUCUCUGGGGUAGCUCAGGAACUGCGACCUCUCCUGCGAGUACUUGCCGGAUCUUCUGAGUUUGAUUUAAGUGGCAGCAUUUCCAAAAUUCUUGAAGAGCGGAGGGGAAUACGGGAACUACUCAGAGAUUUUGACCCGCCAAUUUUGACAUCAUCCAGGCGCCAAGCUUUUAAAGAUGCCUUACAACAAGGAAUACUCGAUUCAAAAAAUAUUGAGGUCUCGUUUGAAAAUUUUCCCUAUUAUUUGAGUGAAACCACAAAGAAUGUGCUGAUUUCUUCCACUUACGUUCAUUUGAAGUGUCACAAAUUCACAAAAUAUGUAUCCGAUCUCCCCACGUUGUGCCCUAGGAUUUUGUUGUCAGGUCCAGCAGGUUCAGAAAUCUAUCAGGAGACAUUGACUAAGGCUCUUGCGAAAUACUUCGGUGUCAGGCUACUGAUAGUUGAUUCUCUUUUAUUGCCUGGUGGGUCAAUUGCCAAAGACAUCGACUCUGUAAAGGAAAGUUCAAAGCCUGAGAGAACAAGUGUCUUUGCUAAACGUGCUACCCAGGUAGCUGCACUACAUCUUAAUAAGAAGCCAGCUUCAAGUGUUGAGGCGGAUAUAACUGGUGGUUCUAUAAGUUCUCAUGCUCAGCCUAAGCAGGAGGCGUCUACUGCAUCAUCCAAAAACUACACUUUUAAGAAAGGUGACAGAGUGAAGUAUGUUGGUCCAUUACAGUCAGGCUUUUCUCCCUUGCAAACACCUUUGAGGGGUCCAACAUAUGGUUAUAGGGGCAAAGUGGUUCUUGCAUUUGAAGAUAAUGAGUCCUCUAAGAUUGGCAUAAGGUUUGAUAAAUCAAUUCCAGAGGGCAAUGAUCUUGGUGGUCGCUGCGAGGAAGAUCAUGGGUUCUUUUGUGCUGCUGACUUUCUCCGCCUUGAUGGCUCGAGCAGUGAUGAUAUUGAUAAACUGGCCAUUGAUGAACUUUUUGAGGUUGCUUCAAAAGAAAGUAAAAUUAGUGCAUUAGUUUUAUUUGUCAAAGACAUUGAGAAGUCUAUGGUGGGAAAUCCUGAGGCCUAUGCUGCUUUCAAGAUUAAGCUUGAGCAUUUACCUGAGAAUGUUGUUGUCAUAGCUUCCCAUACCCAAACAGACAAUCGAAAGGAGAAAUCACAUCCUGGUGGACUACUGUUCACAAAGUUCGGAAGUAACCAGACCGCAUUGCUUGAUCUUGCCUUCCCAGAUAAUUUUGGUAGGUUGCAUGAUAGAAGCAAAGAAACUCCUAAAACGAUGAAGCAGCUCACCCGUCUUUUCCCCAAUAAAGUUACCAUACAAAUACCUCAGGAUGAAGCAUUAUUGUCUGACUGGAAGCAACAGCUAGAACGGGAUAUUGAAACUUUGAAAUCUCAGUCAAACAUCGCAAGCAUUCGCAAUGUUUUGAAUCGUAUAGGAAUUGAUUGCCCUGACGUUGAAACUUUAUGCAUAAAAGAUCAAGCAUUAACAAGUGAAAGUGUGGAAAAGAUACUAGGCUGGGCCUUGAGCCAUCACUUUAUGCACAAUUGUGAAUCGUCAGUGAAAGAGGCCAAGCUGGUUAUCUCCAGUGCAAGCAUUUCUUAUGGGCUCAAUAUUUUCCAAGGCAUCCACAAUGAAACCAAGAGUCUUAAAAAAUCUCUUAAGGACGUGGUUACUGAGAAUGACUUUGAAAAGAGACUACUUGCUGACGUUAUUCCGCCUAGUGAUAUUGGUGUUACUUUUGGUGACAUUGGGGCCCUGGAAAAUGUCAAGGAUACUUUAAAAGAAUUGGUGAUGCUGCCACUUCAAAGACCUGAAUUGUUUUGUAAAGGACAGCUGACCAAGCCUUGCAAGGGAAUACUUCUUUUUGGGCCCCCUGGUACCGGUAAAACAAUGCUUGCAAAAGCUGUUGCAACCGAGGCUGGUGCGAACUUUAUUAAUAUAUCAAUGUCGAGCAUUACUUCAAAGUGGUUCGGUGAAGGAGAGAAGUAUGUCAAAGCAGUCUUCUCAUUAGCUAGUAAAAUAGCGCCUAGUGUUGUUUUUGUUGACGAGGUGGAUAGCAUGCUAGGAAGACGAGAAAAUCCUGGCGAGCAUGAAGCAAUGCGGAAAAUGAAGAAUGAAUUCAUGGUGAAUUGGGAUGGCUUGCGUACAAAGGACAAGGAACGAGUGCUUGUACUUGCUGCAACUAAUAGACCAUUCGACCUUGAUGAAGCAGUUAUUAGGAGACUUCCACGGAGGUUGAUGGUAAACUUGCCAGAUGCUCCGAACAGGGAGAAAAUUUUGAGAGUAAUAUUGGCUAAGGAAGAGUUGGCUUCAAAUGUUGAUCUGGAAGCUAUUGCAAAUAUGGCUGAAGGGUAUUCUGGAAGUGAUUUAAAGAAUUUAUGUGUCACAGCUGCUCAUUGCCCAAUUAGAGAAAUAUUGGAGAAAGAGAAAAAGGAAAAGGCAUUGGCAGUUGCAGAGAGCAGGCCCCUCCCUGCAUUGCAUAAUAGUGCGGAUGUUCGUCUUCUUAACAUGGAUGAUUUUAAAUAUGCACAUGAACAGGUAUGUGCUAGUGUAUCUUCAGAAUCAGCAAACAUGAAUGAGCUUCUCCAGUGGAAUGAAUUAUAUGGAGAAGGUGGAUCGAGGAAGAAGAAAUCUCUCAGCUACUUCAUGUAGAGAGAGACAUGUGAAUUGUAUAGUAUUACUUUAUUUAUUUAGUUGUUAAUCUACCCAAGAUGGCAGCAACGGGUCCUGCGUGCAUGGAAAAAUGUGGCCCAUGUGUAUCCUAGUUAGUUUUAUAGGGUAUUUAUCUCAGCAAGUGCAGGUUAUGAAGAAAUAUCUAUCCGAAGCUUGUCUUCCAAUUUUCACCUUAUUAGAUCUCUCUGUCUCUCUCUCUUUCUCUCUGUAUAUACAGUUUGAUUUAUUUAAUAAGCAUCUUCAUGCUUCAGUCUA